Brienomyrus brachyistius is the source of this 1360-nucleotide messenger RNA. RefSeq names its product galanin peptides-like. The coding region runs from base 469 to 852 and encodes 127 amino acids. Gene Ontology annotation, molecular function: hormone activity. The record is from RefSeq and is a predicted model, not a curated record. The transcript is spliced from 3 exons. Lineage: Eukaryota; Metazoa; Chordata; Actinopteri; Osteoglossiformes; Mormyridae. Gene Ontology annotation, cellular component: extracellular region.
UCUCAAAUGAGCUGCAAAAGGAAGGGAUGUGGCCACAAUUUCAUCAUAUGGAAGUAUGGUGACAAUAAAGCCUACUUAUUGUUUUCCUUAUUCUUACGAAGAGUUUCCUUUACAGAAACAAUGGCGAAAAUGAAGAAUCCAGUCAGUUUUAGUCACUUUUUGAUCAUACUAGUUUUAUUCGCUAGUACAAUCCAGGUCAGUGAAUGUACGUAUUUUGUAGAAUGUCCUGUGAAUUAUCAAGGGCUCAGAUUUCUGAGAGAUGAACAGGGGGACCUCAGUCAGUGACGGUAUUAUGAAUACAAACACAUAUCUUCCUGAUUAAUGCCUCUGUUUUCUGCCACUGGUUCUUCCCGUCUUCCGUACAGGUUCACUACUAUAAGUUCAUGCUGGAAGUUCUAGUGGCAUCCAUGGAAGCUGGGUUCUGCACUAGUGCACAUCGGGAUAUUCUUGCUUUCAGCCUUCACAAGCAUGCGUUUUUUUUGCUUAGAACACGAAAAAUGCAAACCGCAGGAAGUGUUCAAAGCCCAGGACAAACGCAAUCAUCCCUUUGUUUCAGGUCGUAUUGAGCACCUAAUACAGAUUAAGGAUACUCCCAGUGCAAGGGGGAGAGAGGAGCUGCUUGGUGAAUAUGCGAUCGACAGCCACAGAGGCCUCAGCGACAAGCACGGCUUAGCGGGGAAGAGGGACCUGCUCACGGAAGACGACUUCAAAUCAGGACCUUUGAGAAUAGCAAAUGAGAAUGAAAUACACACCGUCAUUGACUUCUUAUCCUACCUGAGGCUGAAAGGUACGAUCACCGCACCUUCAUCACUAUUGUCAUCAUAUUUCAGUGCGUGUGGAAAAAUUCCAUAAGUUCAUAUUUUACUACCAAUACUGUGACUUUCCAGAUUUAACAAAUGGCAAUUACACAGUAACCAGUUUGGUUUGCCUUCCAUCACAGAAAGGAUGGCAGCGGAACUGUACAUGUUGUUCUGCAUGCAGAUACGUGCAAAACCACUAGUACUUCUAGCAUGAACUUAGUGAACAUCUAAGAACAGGAAGAAACAGUGGCAGCCUGUGCAAGAUCACAUUGCUGAUAUUUUAACCGCCUUCAUCCGACACAUUUACCAUAACCUAUUUAAUCAUAAGGCUACCUUUCUACUUGUAAAACAGUCACCAACCGGCUUGCUCCUUUUCCUCUUUCAACCAAGCAGUUAAGUUCUCUGUGAUUGUGACUCUUUAUACUCAACUGGUUGGUUCAAACAAAAUCUUGGUCUGGAUUUGUACUCUUUGGACCUGAAAUCUCCACCUCUGUAAAUAACAACCCCUGCAUCCACCCAUCCAUGCUUCAGCUUUCUAGACCUGCUUGUGCUAUGCAAUU